AUGUCAAUUGUUGGAUUAGGUUACAUUGAAAUAUUCCUAGCAAUACUAUGUUUUUUCUUGUUUCAUUCCCUAACACAUCCAAAGGGAUACCCAAAAAGAUGGCCAAUUGUUGGUAUGUUACCAAGUAUACUUUUUCACAUAAAACAUAUUCAUGAUAGGCUUACUGUCAUCAUGAGUAAAUCAGGUGGAACUUUUGUAUCAAAAGGUCCAUUAUUUGCAAAAAUGGACAUAUUAGCUACAAUUGAUCCAUCAAAUGUACACUACAUUAUGAGUCAAAAUUUCAUGAAUUUCCCAAAAGGGAGAAAAUUCAAGGAAUUUUUUGAUGUUUUAGGAGAUGGAAUUUUUAACUCGGACAUGGAUUUAUGGAAGAUUCAAAGGAAAACGACUCGUUCUUUGAUCACUCAUCAACAAUUUUACAAGUUUUUAAUCAAGACUAGUCGCGAAAAAGUGGAGAAAGGACUUAUUCAUGUUCUUGAUCAUGUUUGUAACAAGGGUGUCAUUGUAGACUUACAAGAUUUAUUUCAAAGGUUCACUUUUGAUACUACUUGUAUAUUAGUUACUGGAUAUGAUCCUGGUUGUGUAUCAAUUGAUUUCCCUCACGUUCCUUUUUCGAAAGCUAUGGAUGAUGCUGAAGAAGCUAUUCUUUUUAGACAUGUUAUACCUGAGCCAAUUUGGAAGCUACAAAGAUGGCUUGGAAUUGGAGAGGAAAAAAAGUUGAGUAAAGCUUGGGAAACUAUGGAUAAUGUUAUAGGUAAUUAUAUAUCUAAAAAACGCGAUGAGUUGAGAAAAAUGGAUGAAGUGGAAGAGAACGAUGAGGGUUUUGAUCUUUUGACCUUUUAUCUCAAAGAAGGUCAUUGUGAUGAUAAGUUCUUGAGGGACACUAUCUUGAACCUAAUGAUCGCGGGGCGUGACACUACAAGCUCAGCUCUAACAUGGUUCAUUUGGCUUGUCACGAAAAAUCCACAAGUGGAGAAGAAAUUAAGGGAAGAAAUCAACUCAAUUAUUCCAAAAGAAGAAAAUGGAAAAUUUAGGGUUUUCAAUGUUCAUGAAUUGAACAAGUUGGUUUAUUUACAUGGUGCAUUAUGUGAGUCACUAAGGUUAUAUCCACCUGUUCCAUUUCAACACAAGGAGCCACUUGAAGAAGAUACUCUCCCAAGUGGUCAUAAAGUUCACCCAAAGAUGAUGAUUUUGUUCUCAUUGUAUGCAAUGGCGAGGAUGGAGUCGAUCUGGGGGGGAGAUUGUUUAGAAUUCAAGCCAGAAAGAUGGAUUUCAGAGACAGGAACGAUAAAGCACGAGCCUUCGUAUAAGUUCAUGGCGUUUAAUGCUGGACCAAGGACUUGUUUAGGGAAAGAAGUGGCUUUCACUCAAAUGAAAGCUGUGGCUGCUACUAUCAUACAUGAUUACAAAGUUGAAGUUGUGGAAGGACAAACUAUUGAACCUAAUUCUUCUAUUAUUCUCUAUAUGAGAUAUGGUUUUAAAGUUAGGAUUAGUAGGAGAUGGACUUAG
Solanum verrucosum is the source of this 1506-nucleotide messenger RNA. RefSeq names its product alkane hydroxylase MAH1-like. The record is from RefSeq and is a predicted model, not a curated record. Bases 1 to 1506 code for a protein of 501 amino acids. Lineage: Eukaryota; Viridiplantae; Streptophyta; Magnoliopsida; Solanales; Solanaceae. The transcript has a single exon. Gene Ontology annotation, molecular function: heme binding; oxidoreductase activity, acting on paired donors, with incorporation or reduction of molecular oxygen; monooxygenase activity.